Molecule: messenger RNA, 2700 nt
Organism: Nylanderia fulva
Lineage: Eukaryota; Metazoa; Arthropoda; Insecta; Hymenoptera; Formicidae
Gene: Cluap1
Product: clusterin associated protein 1
Biological process (GO): cilium assembly
Cellular component (GO): intraciliary transport particle B; microtubule organizing center; cilium
Source: RefSeq, a predicted model, not a curated record
AUAAGUUUCAAAGCAGAAUGCAAUCUUUUUCCACCUUUGUUAAAAAAUAACGAUAUUUUUAAUAAUUUGUCGAGCAAGAUAUUUUACGCGCGAAAAAUCACGAAAAUUCUUUUUUUAUUAUCGCUUUUUUAUAUUAUUGAAUUUAAAUUGAAUAACAUAAUCUAACAUUCGUAAAUAAAAUUGGAAUUUAUGUUAUUCUUAAAAGAGCAUAUCGAUUCCCCCACGCUUCUUAUCCGUCCCAAGUACAAGUGGUGGUUCCUAUGGUAACGUUCACGACGCAAAUAAGAAAACACAUUAGAAAUUAGAAUACGGAAUGCACUGCGAAUAAAUCUGCGACCAGUGAUCGAGUGCCAACUUUUUCGUCUGAAAAUGUCUUACCGUGAUUUACGUAAUUUCACGGAGAUUAUGAGAGCGCUGGGCUAUCCAAGGCUGAUUUCCCUUGCGAAUUUUCGCGUACCGAAUUUUCCUUUGGUCGCAGAAAUUUUAGUUUGGUUGACGAAACAAUUCGAUCCGGACGUCGAUAUCCCAGACGAACACGAUACCGAGGAGCAACGCGUGACGUUGAUACGUAGUGUGGCUGAGUUUAUGGCGUUGAAAGUAAAUAUCAAAUUGAACACAAAGAAGCUGUAUCAGGCAGACGGCUACGCGGUAAAAGAAAUGUUGAAAGUUGCUGCAAUGCUGUACGAUGCACAAAAUAGUUGGAGCACGGAGGACAAUCGAUCUGGCGGUGACAAUCGGAGUGCAGUUAAUUUUGACAUAUCCGAUAAAAUUAAUGAACUGAAAACGACGCGGCAGCUUGCCAGUCAAUUAACUAUCAACGGGGCGACUCUCUUCGAUUUACUUGGCCGAGAAAUGGAACUUCGAGAGAUUCGCGAUACCAAGAUUGCCAGGCAAUUUGACACCUCGGAAAUAGAAGCGGCUUUGAAAGACGUUAUCGAGAGUGCUCGUAAAGAGAUCGAUGAAACCAAGAAGCAAAUUGACAAUGUUAAGGAUACGGAACAAAACUUGGAUACCAGAAUCGAGAGACGACGAACGGAACUCGAUAGGAAUCAAAAGAGACUUCACACAUUGAAGAAAGUUCGUCCAGCAUUCAUGGAGGAAUUCGAGAAGCUCGAGAUGGAGCUGAGAACUUUAUACGAUGAUUAUUUACAAAAGUUUCGAUAUUUGGCAUACUUGGAACACUUGUAUGAAGACACAGCCAAAGCGGAGCAAGAAAGAUUCGAAAGACGGCAAGCUGCGACCAAGAAGCAAUUGGAGCAAAUGAGAGGCGAAGAUUCGAAUUUUGAAAGCAUGAUGGAAGGAAACGAUUCCUUAUUCGCUACGAAUCUUCAAGAACCAUUAGUUACUUCUCUUGCAAAUCCAGAGACUACAACGACGGAAAAAUCUGGCCAAUCCGCUCGUAUCAAACCAAGUGCGAAAGCAUCGAAGAUGCAAUACACACAGCGGCGCAUUUAUGGUAGCAUGUCUGGACGACAAAGGGGUACGAUUCAAGAAUCAAACGAUAGCGACGGCUCAUUGGACAGCGAUAGUGAUUUAUUAAUCGACGGUGAUCUCGACGAUGACGAUGACGAUGACGAUGAUCUUUUGAAUUCUGUGGGCGCACCGGAUAUCGGCGGAUAUGAUCUUAAAGCUGCCCAAGAAAAGCGAUCUGUUAGUAAGAUAGACAGACAUUCGGACGAUGAUUUUUAAUCGGUACAAUGGUCUCUCUUCUAAUUAUCUAGCAUGUUUUUUUAUAAUAGUAGCUAAAAAUUGAUAUAUAUAUAUAUAUAAUUCGAUUUAUAUAUGUAUAUACGCGAAUGGUAGUUUCAAAAAACACAUUAGGGAUUUAUCUCAACGCGGUACCAGUUUCAAACUCUCUUCUCUUGUACUUGUACAGAAACAAAUAUUGAACAUUUAUUAAUAUGUAACAUAUUAAUAAAAUUUAUAUAAAUAAUUAAUACAGUUUGUAAUUUGUAAAUAAUGCGAUAAAUAUUCAAGGAAAUCAAGUAUAAAUUUUUUGUCUUAAUAUCAUAUUUAUUUUCGUCAACAUAAUCGUCGAUGUCGACGCAUUGUCGAUUGUAGCUCAGCACCGAUCACAUGUAUGUAACUUAGGUCUAACGUAUAUGCCACGUACGUGUGUCCACGUAUGCACAUGCUUGUAUACACAUAUAUACAUAAACUUGUGUAAGAAACGCGUAAGAAACACGAUCCUUUAUAUAUUUUAACAAAGAUAUAGAAAGACUUUGCUAGACGUGUCGGCCACAGCGGCAUUUGGCAACAAAUCGGUAUCGCUAGCCCGAAUCUGUUGCCAAUAAUGUUCCUCUUAUUAUCGGGCAAAUUGUACCUAUUUGAAACAUUUUAUCCUUCUACCAAAUUCACUUGUGCGACUUCAUCAUCGGCCUAUGUUUGCUUGUGUGCGUACAACGAAAAUGUUUCGCUGUUUAUUUGUUACUUAAAUAAUCUAGCUAGCAAUGAUAAAUCAGAUAAUCAUACAAUCUCUUGCGCAACAAAUUAAUAUAUUCAUCUUUUUGAAAAAGAAAAAAGAGAUUUAUAUUUUCACAGACUUUUUUGCCUAUGUAAAAAAUAUUUUUUUAUUAAAAAUUAGGAACUGAUAAUCCUGCAACUUAAUAAUCCACCUUUAUUGGAUUACAUUAUAACUUAUCGUACGAAACAUGAUUAUUCAAGAUUUUGUAUUGAGAAGAAAUAUAUAUAAGAAAAUAU